AUGGUUCGUCCUGAAAUAAAAGAAAAAGAAACAAAACGAACCCAUACUCUGGACUUUCUUUGUGGCUGGGCUGCUGGCUGCAUUGAAACAUGUUUGCUUUUUCCAUCGUAUAAAAUAAUUUUUCGGCAGCAGUUACAUGGUUUCACUGCCAAAGAUGCCGUAGGACAGCUGAAAUCAGAAGGUUUAAGUCUACUCUAUCGAGGACUACUACCUCCGCUCAUCAUGAGAACUUCCUCACGAGCUCUCAUGUUUGGGCUUUACGAUAAAUUUCAGGAAACCUUAUCCUGCCCCCAUUCACCGCCUAAUACUUCUCUUUCAAUUUGUCACGCACAAGCAGCGUUCUUGGCAGGAUUGUGUGAAGCAUCUUUGUGUCCACUAGAAAGAGUACAGGUCCUUCUACAAACUUCUCGUUAUCACGACGACUUCAAAAAUACGGGGGCAGCUUUGAGAGCAAUUAAGGGUUACGGCUAUCGUGAGUAUUACCGAGGUUUCUCCGUGGUGAUGGCUAGAAAUAGUCUUUCGAAUUCCCUGUUUUUCACCUUCAGAGAACCUUUCAAGCAAAUGGUUCUUCGUUCUGAAUUACCGUUGCCCAAUAACGUGUUACAAAUUGUCGCAGAUUUCAUAUCAGGAGCAGUGCUAGGAGCCUCCAUUUCAACUCUAUUCUAUCCCUUAAAUGUUGUUAAGAACCAUAUGCAGAGCAAAGUUGGAGCCCAGUUUGAAAACCCAUUUAAAGUUUUCACGGAAAUUUGGAAGGAAAGGAACGCAUCCAUACGAGGAUUAUAUUUAGGAGUUCACUUGAAUUUCACACGAUCUCUGCUGGCUUGGGGAAUCACUAAUAGUGUGUACGAACUUCUACGCAGAUUGAUGUCUAUAUAG
Auanema sp. JU1783 is the source of this 876-nucleotide messenger RNA. The record is from the annotation of a GenBank genome assembly. NCBI's taxonomy places the organism in Eukaryota, Metazoa, Nematoda, Chromadorea, Rhabditida, Rhabditidae.